Molecule: messenger RNA, 1878 nt
Organism: Penicillium paradoxum
Lineage: Eukaryota; Fungi; Ascomycota; Eurotiomycetes; Eurotiales; Aspergillaceae
Product: hexokinase family protein
Exons: 2
Coding region: 1-1878 (625 amino acids)
Biological process (GO): glucose 6-phosphate metabolic process; glycolytic process; intracellular glucose homeostasis
Cellular component (GO): mitochondrion; cytosol
Molecular function (GO): mannokinase activity; D-glucose binding; glucokinase activity
Source: RefSeq, a predicted model, not a curated record
AUGGCUUCUGUCGACUCGAAAUCUUCCAAGAAGGACGACGGGGAAGGUGACAUUAUGCAUGACGAUUUGAUCGACGACGAGGAACCCGAGGAGUUCACCUCGGGGCUGAACCCUGCUCAACAAGAAUACCUCGCGCAUCAGCAGCAACUGGAACAUUUUCUAUCACCACUGUUCUUGGAUGAGGCCAAGCUGUACAAACUGGCCCGUCGUUUUUCGACCACAUACCGCAACUUGGCCCUAACAUCGAACCAGCAAUUUUUGCCGACACCCGUAACUCAGCUUCCUACUGGUCGGGAAACUGGUCGUUAUCUAGCGAUCGAUGUAGGAGGAAGCAAUCUCCGGGUUGCUUUUAUCGAGUUGCUUGGAGACGCCGUGGAUUCUGAUGUUCGUCCUACGGAUGCCACGGAGAGGUCACGAGACACGAUCCGGAAGGCUCAGCGUCAACGGGUGAAGCGUACGCUGGAACGGGCCUGGCCUAUUCAAGAGCAUUUGAAAAUGGACAAGGCGGAGGAUCUCUUUUCCUGGAUUGGUGAUUGCAUUGCCGAGGUGGUAGCGGAAAGCCUAUCAUCGGAUGCCACUAAGAAAGAUAUUCCAGCCGAAUUAGAUAUGGGAAUCACAUUCAGUUUCCCCAUCAUGCAAGAAUCAUUGGCAAAAGCCACACUGAUGCCCAUGGGUAAAGGCUUUACCAUCUCAUCUAAUCUGAAUCUCGGUGAGAUCCUUCUGAAUGGAUAUGAAAAACACACAAGACGACCCGAUGAUGAAGACGAACCCUCGUCCAAACGCCGAAAGCUCUUUGCAUUGCCAAAACUGAAAAUACAAGCAAUCACCAACGACACGGUAGCCACGCUAGCUUCCCUUGCAUACAAGGUCAAGUCCUUACCGAACAGCAGAGUCGCCAUGGGUAUCAUUGUGGGUACUGGCUGCAAUGCCACCAUUCCAAUGAAGCUUAGUGCAUUGCACGAAUCAAAAGCCAAGAGCGUCAACACAAUGGAGCCCAACGCUGUGGAAACCAUCGUCAACACUGAAUGGACUAUUUCAGGUGCUGCGCCGCCACUACAAGAGCUCAGGGUAACCACAAAAUGGGACAUUGAAUUAGACCAGGCCUGUCCGCGCCCUGGCUUCCAGCCCUUUGAAUACAUGACUGGCGGCCGCUACAUCGGUGAACUGAUUCGCUUGAUCCUGUUCGACUAUCUCACAACAGUGGCCAAUCUAUCGAAACGCUCACUACCCGCAAACCUCAUCCAAGAAUAUGCCCUGACAACAACAUACAUCUCCGACACGGUCGCCAAAGCGCGAUCCGACAACGACCUCGCCAUAUCACUGAACGAAUCCCUCCCUGCUCCCGAAAGCAGCGACUGGCGUUGGGAUUACCGAACCGCGGGCGCAUUCCGAAAGAUUGCUCGUACAGUACAGAGACGAUCAGCUGGACUGAUCGCUGCUGCGGUGGUUGGGCUUUUAUCUUGUGCCCGCGAGAUCGAGCUCAAGGAGGACAGCAACAGCAGCUCUCCCGAGAACCCGGCUUCACCCCAAAGCAACGGCGAUGCUAUCGCCGAUUUCGUUGGUACUCCCGAUGCUGCUGCUGCAAGCCUGAAUUAUACUGCUGCCGCCAUCAGCCACGCAGCCCAAGAGCAUGUUGUUCCUGUCCUCGAUCCUACGCCUAUAGAUUGGCAGUCCGGCCCUGAAGAGCUGGUUGUAGCCUACACCGGUGGCAUUAUCCAGCAUUAUCCGCAAUUCAAGGAGAUGUGCCAGCAAUACCUCGACCGUCUCAUCAUGCGGACUGGUCCCCAAAGAGGUGGAAAGUCGGUCUUCUUACGAGAAGCUUCUGAUGGCGGUGUCAUUGGUGCUGGUGUUUUGGCUGGCAUGGUCGUUCGCAAAUAA